Oncorhynchus kisutch (coho salmon) is the source of this 2451-nucleotide messenger RNA. Its product is annotated as NLR family CARD domain-containing protein 3-like. The coding region runs from base 1 to 2451 and encodes 816 amino acids. Gene Ontology annotation, molecular function: protein binding. The transcript is spliced from 4 exons. The record is from RefSeq and is a predicted model, not a curated record. NCBI's taxonomy places the organism in Eukaryota, Metazoa, Chordata, Actinopteri, Salmoniformes, Salmonidae.
AUGUUUGCUGUACGACGCUCUGUCCAAGACAAACUGAAAUCCUACCUUAAGAAGAAGUACGGCUGUAUAUAUGAGGGGACGUCAAAGGAAGGUGAUUUCAUCUACCUAGACCAGAUCUACACUGAGCUCCAUGUGAUCGAGGGGGCCUGGGGAGGGGUCAGAGAUGAGCAUGAGGUCAUAUAUUUGGAAUCCAGAACACUAGCCACAGGAGAGACCACUAUUGAAGCCAACAACAUUUUCAAACCCCGACCUGAUCAAAAGAAGCCAAUCAGAACAGGGCUUACACUGGGCAUCGCUGGCGUGGGAAAGACUGUCUCCGUUCAGAAGUUUAUUCAUGACUGGGCAGAAGGAAAGGAGAACCAAGACAUUGAUUUCAUCUUUCCACUUCCUUUUUGCAAAAUGAAUUCUAAUAUGGGGGAAAAGGACUGCAGUCUGAUUGAACUGCUUCAUCAAUUCUUCAGUGUCAUGGGACCGGUGAAGACCCUGGGGGAAGGCUCUAAAGUUCUGUUCAUCUUUGAUGGUCUGGACGAGAGUCGACUUCCUCUGAACUUCAACAGUAAGGUUCUGACAGACGACACAAAGCCAGCCUCGCUGGACCAACUGAUCACAAACCUCAUCACAGGAGAGCUCCUCCCCUCUGCUCUCAUCUGGAUAACCUCCCGACCUGCUGCAGCCAAUCAGAUCCCUCGUCAACACAUCCACCAGUGGACAGAGGUACAAGGGUUCAAUGACCAACAAAAGGAGAAGUACUUCACGAAGAAAAUUAGUGAUAAGAACCUGGCCAGCAGAAUCAUCAACCAUGUCAAGUCAUCAAGGAGCCUCCACAUCAUGUGCCACAUACCAGUGUUUUGUUGGAUUUUAGCCACUAUUCUAGAGAAGCUGUUGGAUGAAGCAGGGAGUGGAGAUUUGCCCAAAACCCUGACUGAAACAUACUUACACUUCCUGAUCUUUCAGACAGACAGGAUGAGAGCAAAAGGGAACUCCGUAGGAAGUGACAACAUAGUCCUCAAACUUGGAGAGCUGGCUUUUCAUCAGCUGGAGAAGGGAUAUCUUAUCUUCUAUGAGGAAGACCUGACAGAGUGUGGCAUUGGAGUCAGAAAAGCAUCCGUGUACUCAGGAUUGUGCACCGAGAUCUUUAAGGUGGAGGGGAGGACCAGUCAGAAGACAGUGUUCAGCUUUGUUCAUCUGAGCAUCCAGGAGUGUCUUGCUGCUGUUUAUGUGUUUCUCACAUUCAUAAACUGCAAUAAAAACCCACUGGUCCAACAGAACUCCUCAUUUUUGCGGAAACUUCGGAAACACCAACCUAUGAUGAACUUACUCAAGAGUGCAGUGGACAAGGCCCUAAAGAGUAAGAAUGGACACCUGGACCUGUUCCUCCGUUUCCUUCUGGGCCUCUCACUGGAGUCCAAUCAGACUCUCCUACAAGGCCUACUGACACAGACAGGAAGCAGCUCACAGACCAAUGAGGAAAUAGUUGAGUACAUCAAGAUGAAGAUCAGGAAGAAUCCCUCUCCGGAGAGAUGCAUCAAUCUGUUCCACUGUCUGAGUGAGCUGAAUGACCAUUCUCUAGUGAAGGAGAUCCAAAGAUACCUGAGCUCAGGAAGUCUCUCAGCAGCCAAACUGUCACCUGCACUGUUUUCAGCUCUGGUGUUUGUGUUGCUGACUUCAGAAGAAGAGCUGGAUGUGUUUGACCUGAAGAAAUACUUUAGAUCAGAGGAGGGUCUUCUGAGGAUGCUGCCAGUAGUCAAAGCCUCCAGAACAGCCCUGCUGAAUCAAUGUAACCUCUCAAAACGAUGCUGCAAAGCGCUGGGCACAGCUCUCAUCUCCUUACACUUGAAAGAGCUGGACCUGAGUGGCAACGACCUGCAGGAUUUAGGAGUGAAGCUGCUCUCUGCUGGACUGCAAAGUCCACAAUAUGCCUGUGAUCUGACACUGGACCCAAACACAGCACACAGAACCCUCUCUCUGUCUGAGGAGAACAGGAAGGUGGAAUGGACCUGGAGGGAGCAGCCGUAUUCUGAUCACCCAGAGAGAUUUGAGGACUAUGAACAGGUGCUGUGUAGAGAGGGUCUGACUGGGUGCUGCUACUGGGAGGUAGAGUUGAGUGGGAGGGCUUGUAUCGCGGUAACAUAUAAAGGAAUCAGCAGGAGAGGAAAGGGUCCUGACAGUCGGCUUGGAGCCAAUGACAAGUCCUGGAAUCUGAACAGCUUUUAUAACAGUUACUCUGCCAGGCACAAUUAUAAGAGAACUGACAUACCUGUCCCCACGUCCCGCUCCAACAGAGUGGGAGUGUAUCUGGACUGGCCGGCCGGCACGCUGUCCUUCUACAGCGUCUCCUCUGACACACUGACCCACCUGCACACAUUCCACUCUACAUUCACUGAGCCCGUCUACCCAGGGUUUUAUGUAAGGGGUGACACAGGGACUGUGACCCUGUGUCAGGUAGAAUAA